Molecule: messenger RNA, 1886 nt
Organism: Eruca vesicaria subsp. sativa (arugula)
Lineage: Eukaryota; Viridiplantae; Streptophyta; Magnoliopsida; Brassicales; Brassicaceae
Source: the annotation of a GenBank genome assembly
CUUCUCCUUCCCAUUUCCUUCCUCUUCGCACCUCUCUCUCUCUCUCUCUCUCUCUUGUUCAUCAAGAGCCAAAGCCCAUGGCUCAGUCUCUCGGCCUCACUCAACCCAAACCCACUGACCAUCCCAAGAUCUCAUUCACGGCAAAGGAGAUCGACGUAACCGAGUGGAAAGGAGACUUACUUGUUGUCGGGGCAACAGAGAAAGACUUGACGAAAGACCAAAACUCAAAGUUCGAGAACCCGAUCUUGAACAAGCUCGAUGCUCACUUGAGUGGACUCUUGGCUUUAGUCUUGUCGGAAGAGGACUUCACCGGUAAACCGGGUCAGUCAACGGUUCUUAGACUUCCCGGUUUAGGGUCGAAACGAAUCGGUUUGAUCGGUCUAGGAAAGUCCGCUUCAUCUCCCGCGGCUUUUCAGGGUCUUGGUGAAGGUAUUGCUACGGUUGCGAAAGCUUCUCAGUCUAGCAGCGUUGCUGUUGUUCUUGCCUCUCAUGAUGAAAAUGAAUCCAAGCUUAGCUCUGCUUCUGCUUUAGCUUCAGGCAUAGUGCUUGGAUUGUUCGAAGAUGGUAGGUAUAAAUCUGAGUCUAAGAAACCAUCUUUGAGCUCUGUUGAUAUCAUUGGGUUUGGAACUGGACCUGAGCUAGAGAAGAAGCUCAAGUAUGCUGAAGAUGUAUCUUACGGUGUGAUUUUCGGGAGAGAACUCAUUAACUCUCCUGCCAAUGUGCUUACUCCUGCUGUCCUAGCUGAGGAAGCGGCAAAAGUGGCUUCUACUUACAGUGAUGUAUUCACUGCAAACAUUUUGAACGAGGAGCAAUGCAGAGAGUUGAAGAUGGGCUCUUAUCUAGCUGUUGCGGCUGCUUCGGCUAAUCCUCCUUUCUUCAUUCACCUUGUGUAUAAACCUCCCAGUGGCUCUGUUAAGACCAAACUUGCUCUUGUUGGGAAAGGAUUGACAUUUGACAGUGGUGGCUACAACAUUAAGGCUGGACCUGGCUCCUCCAUUGAGCUCAUGAAAUUCGACAUGGGUGGUUCAGCUGCUGUUCUUGGCGCUGCGAAAGCCAUUGGUGAGAUUAAGCCUCUUGGUGUUGAGGUUCAUUUCAUCGUUGCAGCCUGUGAGAAUAUGAUUAGUGGAACGGGAAUGAGACCUGGUGAUGUCAUCACAGCCUCAAACGGAAAGACCAUUGAGGUCAACAACACAGACGCUGAAGGUCGUCUAACACUUGCUGAUGCUCUAGUGUAUGCUUGUAACCAGGGCGUUGACAAGAUUGUUGACCUGGCUACAUUGACCGGGGCAUGCGUUAUUGCUCUUGGAACAUCAGUGGCAGGUAUCUACACACCUAACGAUGAACUUGCCACGGAAGUGAUUGCUGCAUCAGAGAAGAGUGGAGAAAAGCUGUGGAGGAUGCCAUUAGAGGAGAGCUAUUGGGAGAUGAUGAAGUCCGGAUGUGCUGAUAUGGUCAACACAGGCGGGCGUGCAGGAGGCUCCAUCACCGCAGCUCUCUUCUUGAAACAGUUUGUGAGCGAGAAGGUGCAAUGGAUGCAUAUAGACAUGGCUGGACCGGUGUGGAACGACAAGAAAAAGUCUGGUACUGGGUUUGGUGUUGCGACGCUUGUCGAAUGGGUGCAGACGAAUUCGUCAGCAUAGAUGAAAUAUCCCUGGAGGAUGAGAUAAAGAGAGAGAGACCCUAAAGUUUUUCAGGUGUUGAAGUGAAUGUUGGUUUGAUAAUGUGUCAAAAGGUUAUUGUGUGUUUUUACUUGGUUCUGAACAGUAAAAUUAUCAGAUGUUGAAUAAAAAGGGUCCCUUUGCUUUGUCGUGCAAAGAUGCUGUCUGAAAUUUCUUACUUUUGAAUGUUCAACAUUUUGUUCCUGAAGAAAGUCCUGAUUAUUGUGC